UGUGUGCAAGACAAAUGCACGACAACAAAGAUACUAACCUCGUCCCGCAGCUGCAACAAGGAGGCUGGAGCGGAGGAGGAACAAACAUGGCGGCUGGCUAUGCGUGGUUUCUUGUGCUGGGUUCGGUUUUUCUGUGCAAUCUCAUGAAAACCCUCCUGCCGACCAUUUCCUCUCUCCUCUCCAAGAUGGUGCAGAAAGAUGCCGAGCAGGAGAGUGAGAUGAGGGUUGAAGUCCAGGAGAUGAAGAAGGAGCAGGCCUCGAUCAGCAUGAUGGACGAGUUUGCUAGAUAUGCCAGAUUAGAGCGCAAAAUCAACAAGAUGACAGACAAGCUGAAAUCACAUGUGAAAUCAAGAACAGCGCAACAAGCCAAGAUGAAAUGGGUGGUGAACAUCAUCUUCUAUAUACUGCAGGCUGCUGUGAUGAUCUCCUUGAUAUGGAAGUAUUACUCUGACCCAGUGACGGUGGUCCCUAGCAAGUGGAUUGCCCCAGUGGAGCGCCUUGUGGCCUUCCCAACAGGAGUUGCAGGUGGAGUGGGAAUCACAUGCUGGCUGGUGGUUUGUAACAAAGUGGUUACGCUGGGUCUCCAUGCCAUCAGCUAGAGAUGGCGGCGGAGUUAAAUACACUCGUUCUCUAACUUAUUGCUCAACAUUCAGUUGAUGAAAGCCUUAUUUUGUGUUUAAUUUCAGAUCAACAUGUAAGAAUGCAGUGCAUUUUGGCGUCGGCUGAUUCAUAGUGCAACAUAUUUUUUUUUUGGAGAUGUUGAAUUUUGUUCUUUUUGUUACGAUGAUUUUAAGUUAAUUGUGAGAAUAUAUUGACUGAAUUGUACCAAAACAAUGGUUUUGAAAUGCCUUUUUUUAAGAAAAUAAAACAUUAAGGAAAGAUUGUAAUGUCAUAAUCUGGGAAUUCACAAGCAAACACAAGUAUGGUAGAUGUCCUUGACAUAAAAUUGUGAUGCACUAAAACAAAGCAGAUGGAUCACAAUGCACCGUGUGUAGCUUUUGGUCAAACGAUCAUUUAUUCAGAGGAUUUACACAACAGUUCUCCACUUUUCCCUUGAGUGGCAGCUGGAGAGUUUAGGUGUAUCUCACAUUAUUGACCUCAGUUCUGAUGUUCGGGUCCUUUUCUCUCCGGUUCAGUCAAAUUCAGCGACUGUUCCUCUGGUUUCUGCUCUUCUUCCAUCAUCUGUGGGGCCUCUUUUUCUCCGGUACACUCUUCCUCUGUUGAUAUUCUUGGCCCUUCUGAACUACUACACCGCUCACUGGUGUCUGAGAAGAUAUUUUGUUGUUAUAGUUUCUUUUAAUAAAUACUGAAUACUUUACAAAGACCCCA
Molecule: messenger RNA, 1329 nt
Organism: Cyclopterus lumpus (lumpfish)
Lineage: Eukaryota; Metazoa; Chordata; Actinopteri; Perciformes; Cyclopteridae
Gene: get1
Product: guided entry of tail-anchored proteins factor 1
Exons: 6
Coding region: 15-599 (194 amino acids)
Biological process (GO): tail-anchored membrane protein insertion into ER membrane
Source: RefSeq, a predicted model, not a curated record